This is a messenger RNA of Phycomyces blakesleeanus NRRL 1555(-), 1642 nucleotides long. RefSeq names its product chitin deacetylase. Gene Ontology annotation, biological process: carbohydrate metabolic process. NCBI's taxonomy places the organism in Eukaryota, Fungi, Mucoromycota, Mucoromycetes, Mucorales, Phycomycetaceae. The record is from RefSeq and is a predicted model, not a curated record. The coding region runs from base 114 to 1493 and encodes 459 amino acids. The transcript has a single exon. Gene Ontology annotation, molecular function: chitin deacetylase activity. Gene Ontology annotation, cellular component: membrane.
AAUUUCUAUAUUUCUAUAUUUUCAUACUUUUUCUUCUUCUUGUUGAUUUACUAUACAUAUAAAUACUUAUACAUAUUCAUACAUACAUACACACUCGUAUAUAUAUAUAUAUCAUGCAACUCGCAAUUAUUGGUGCCAUGGUACUUGCUACUGGCUCAUUUGUCUCGGCAGCAACCCCAACAUCAUCUGGAAUUCUGGCUGUCGCUUCUCCUACUUGGCUGCCUGAUUUCCCCAAGCCUUCAAACGUCCUCAGCGGCUAUCCAACCGGUCCUCUAGACACAACUUCAACACUCUCCCAUGACUCGCUUGAUCUCACAGUCUAUCCUGAACCCUGGACAUCUCCAUCGACAACCCAUGCCGAAGUGCAGGCUGUCUUCAAUGCAAUCGACUGGGACCAUGUGCCGGCCGCAUCAACCCACAAGGCAAAGUCAAACGGUGAUCUUGAUUUUGCAGGCUACGACGAAAACACUGAUCCAUACUGCUGGUGGUCUGACACCAACUGUGUCGAUCCAAAGGUCACAUAUCUGCCAAGUGACAUCUCUUACUGCCCCAACGCUGGCGACUGGGGCCUGACCUACGACGACGGUCCGUUCAACCCAACCGGAAACUCAGCCGUUGACAAGUACGCCGAGCCAAAUCUCUACAACUUCCUGGCCACCACAAACCAAAAGUCGACCUUGUUCUACAUUGGUUCCAAUGUUGCAACUUUCCCAGCUGCCGCCCAGCGUGCCCUCAACGAUGGUCAUGUUCUGUGCGUUCACACCUGGUCCCAUCCCCAGAUGACCUCCCAGUCCAAUAUCCAGGUCGUUGCCGAACUUUACUGGACUCUGCGUGCCAUCAAGGAGGCAACCGGUAUUACUUCUCGCUGCUGGCGCCCUCCAUAUGGUGAUGUCGACGAUCGUGUACGCGCAAUUGCCUGGCAAAUGGGCUUGCGCACCAUUCUCUGGGACGAAGACACCAACGACUGGGACAUGCCCGGAGAAGGUGGAGGAAACCUGGCUCCCAGUAAGGUCGACAGUUACUUCCAAGGCUGGAUCGAUGCUCGAAACAGCGGCAAGGACAACAAGCGUGGUCACAUUGUUCUCGAACAUGAAUUGAACAACUCUACUGUUUCCAUGACCGAGAAGUGGCUUCCUAAGCUCCAGCAAGUAUUCAACGUCGUCUCGGUUCACGCUUGCAUGAACAUUUCGCAGCCUUACUGGGAAGAAAACUGGGUCUACCCCACCGAAGCCAACAAUAUCACUACUUCUACUCCUGUUUCUGCUUCAUCUGCUGCUUCUCAAUCAUUUUCAGCUACUCCCGUCCUGUCUCUUGCUCCUUCUGCUGUAUCCUCUGCAUCAUCCUCUGCUGCUGACUCGUCCGACAAACAGUCAGAUUCCGCUUCCUCAGCUGAAGGUCUCAAGAGUGCUUCCACUGACAGUGGAGCGUCUAAUCUGUUUGUUUCUGGGUCCAUUACUCUUGUUGCUAUUGCCACAGCUCUUUGGCUGUCUUAAGAUCUGUAGUUUUCAUAACAGCUCUAAUCUUUUAAACCACAAUAAUAUAUAUAUAUAAAUAUAUAUAAAAUUAUAUCUUUCUUUCUUUUUUCUUUUGGUUUCUUCCAACCAUAAUUGCCAUUAUAAAAUAAAGAAUUUAAUUCAACGUA